Molecule: messenger RNA, 207 nt
Organism: Phytophthora nicotianae INRA-310
Lineage: Eukaryota; Oomycota; Peronosporomycetes; Peronosporales; Peronosporaceae
Exons: 1
Coding region: 1-207 (68 amino acids)
Source: RefSeq, a predicted model, not a curated record
AUGAAAAUGGGCACGCGUAUGUUGGCAAAAACACAGAUUCGGACUCUUUUGUUGUUGGAGUUUCGAACCUCGCGCUCAUCAAGCAUGUGUCGACUACGCCUCUCCGGGGAGCUUUACGCUUUUCCACGCAGAUGCCACGUUAUCCCAUUAUUACUUGCGAACUUUCGGAUUCCUUCAGAUCCUAUCAACUUGCCGCUAUAUUUGUAG